CACACUUGGUACGCAUUGUAUCAAUAUCUGUAUAGGGUUGGUGAUUGGUGCACCCGUGACCCGUACUUGGGAGUUGGGUUUGCCGCGCCUCACGUUAGCACGCCAUACAACGAGCACCUAGACGGCAUCAUCGUCACGUCUGCUUUAUUUCACGUUUCCUGAACAUGUUGGGGCAGGGGAAGGGGGGAGGCAGAGAGAUGGCGUGCGCACCGCCACCGCGGUAAACGUGCCGAAGAGAAGCGUCCAGUCCGGAGAUCUUUCGCUCGCUCACACUCUCACACAGACAGUCCACUGCCAUCUGUGCACUAGGAGACACCUCUGUAACCCGAGUGAAGUGUGCUGUCUAGGCCUCGUCUACUUCGUCCUGAGUUUUCGAGAAAUUUAUUAAUUUGACGCAAUGGCACGUACUAAGCAAACAGCCCGUAAAUCCACGGGAGGAAAAGCACCCAGGAAGCAGCUCGCCACUAAAGCUGCACGUAAGAGCGCACCGUCGACCGGAGGUGUCAAGAAGCCUCAUCGUUACAGGCCGGGUACUGUAGCUCUUCGUGAAAUCAGAAGAUACCAGAAGUCAACCGAGUUGCUCAUCAGGAAAUUGCCCUUCCAGCGUCUUGUGCGUGAAAUCGCUCAGGAUUUUAAAACCGAUCUCCGUUUCCAGAGCGCGGCCAUCGGUGCUCUGCAGGAGGCCAGUGAGGCGUAUCUCGUCGGUCUCUUUGAAGACACAAAUUUGUGCGCCAUCCACGCCAAGAGAGUGACCAUCAUGCCGAAGGACAUUCAGCUGGCUCGGCGAAUCCGAGGAGAGCGUGCUUAAAUGUCGUUCAACACAUAUUAUAAUACAUUUAUAACUAAUAUUAUUAUCGAUAGUUUGAUCUUGAUAUUACUAUUCAUAAUAAUGGAUGGAAGUGUACAUUCAUUCCAAUCCACGUAUUGUGUUGCGUGUAAUUAUAACUUUGGCAUAAGCAUUAGUACAUUCACUGUUUACCUUAGAUAGUAACUUUAAAGCUGAAAAUGACACUUGCUUUCUUUUUAAUUAAAAUCAUUUUAAAAUUUUCAAAAAGUAGUACAUGGUAACAUCAGUACUACCUCUAUUAUAGAUUUACAAGAAGAGUAGUCAUCUAAUAAUUAUUCAAACUUCAUUGGUUACAAAUUAUGAUAUAUGAAAACAAGUUUGUUUGUAGCAGAUCACUCUAAGUAUUAAAAUAGACAUUCAUUAUAAAAAAAAUUUUAAUUUUAGUAUAAAAUAUCAUCAUCGUUGUGCAACUGUCAUCCUUAAACCAAGUAUAAUUAAUUUAUAAUGUGUAUGCUUAUAUGAAUAUGUAUGUUUGUUAGUGUUCAUAUUCAUAUAUUUAUUCACAAAAGAAUAAAAAAUGUGCUCUUAGAGAAUAAGGUCUCUUUUUUUAUAGCGAAAAUUACAUAAAUGGACUUUGUCAAUCAAACCCAUUGUCCUUUAUGUUAAAAAAACGCAUUUCAUAAAUAAAUCAUUUAAAA
Molecule: messenger RNA, 1485 nt
Organism: Copidosoma floridanum
Lineage: Eukaryota; Metazoa; Arthropoda; Insecta; Hymenoptera; Encyrtidae
Product: histone H3.3A
Cellular component (GO): nucleosome
Molecular function (GO): structural constituent of chromatin; DNA binding; protein heterodimerization activity
Source: RefSeq, a predicted model, not a curated record